GCUCCAUCGGUAGCAGGCGUAACUUUACUUAACGUAGGCAUCAGCACCAAACAUCUCACAACAACAACCUCCACUGUGGCCUCCCGCUCGGCCACCUCGAGAUCUUCUCACCCGGCUAGCACCAGCAAGAUGCCGGCGCCCAAGCAGAGGAAGAUUGCAAUCGUGGGGAGCAGGGCCGUUGGCAAAUCGAGCUUGACGGUGCAAUUCGUCGACGGCCAUUUCGUCGAGAGCUACUAUCCCACGAUUGAGAAUACAUUCAGCAAAAUCAUCCGCUGCAAGGGCCAGGACUUUGCGACCGAGAUUAUCGAUACUGCAGGCCAGGAUGAAUACAGCAUUCUCAACUCAAAGCACUUCAUCGGCAUCCAUGGAUACAUGAUUGUGUAUUCGGUGGCGAGCAAGCAGAGCUUUGAGAUGGCGAGGAUUAUUCGGGAUAAGAUUCUUAAUCACCUUGGCACCGAAUGGGUUCCCCUCGUCAUCGUCGGCAACAAAUCUGACCUCCGCCCUGAACAACGCCAGGUUCAACCUGAAGACGGCAAGGCGCUGGCUGAAGAGUUCAAAUGUGCGUGGACGGAGGCGAGUGCGCAGUACAACGAGAAUGUGCAAAAAGCGUUUGACCUCAUGAUCGCCGAGGUCGAGAAGAGCCAGAACCCAGGCGAACCAGCUGGCGGAAGCAAGUGCGUGGUGAUGUAAGCCCCAGGGCACAUACCGUCCUCCGCGGACGGGUGGGAGAGAUAGUG
Molecule: messenger RNA, 737 nt
Organism: Lindgomyces ingoldianus
Lineage: Eukaryota; Fungi; Ascomycota; Dothideomycetes; Pleosporales; Lindgomycetaceae
Product: rheb small monomeric GTPase RhbA
Exons: 4
Coding region: 130-690 (186 amino acids)
Biological process (GO): small GTPase-mediated signal transduction
Cellular component (GO): plasma membrane
Molecular function (GO): GTP binding; GTPase activity; GDP binding
Source: RefSeq, a predicted model, not a curated record